Messenger RNA from Brassica napus (rape), 826 nucleotides. RefSeq names its product pollen-specific protein-like At4g18596. Bases 132 to 656 code for a protein of 174 amino acids. NCBI's taxonomy places the organism in Eukaryota, Viridiplantae, Streptophyta, Magnoliopsida, Brassicales, Brassicaceae. The transcript is spliced from 2 exons. The record is from RefSeq and is a predicted model, not a curated record.
GAGAAUAGUUGUCCUCUUCUCAAACAUAACUCAACUUACCGUUUGAAACUAAACUAUUAUAAAGAGAAAUCAAAAAGAAGAAAAGACCACCAAACAAAACACAAAACAAAGAAAAAAAUAUUUUAACAAAAAUGGCUGCCAAAGCAAUCGUCUUCUCUCUCUUUAUCGUCUCCACCGUGUGUUUGUCCUCUCUCGCCGGUUUUACUGCCGCAGAUGCUGAUGAUUUUGACAUUUUCCAGAUUCAGGGAUCAGUUUACUGUGACACUUGCCGUGUCCAGUUCGUUACCCGUCUCAGCCAAUUCCUCGAAGGGGCGAAAGUGAAGUUGGAGUGCAGAAGCAGAACAAACGGAACCCUAACGUUGACCAAAGAAGCCGUUACCGACAAAUCAGGAAGCUACAAGAUUGAAGUAACCGGUGACCACGAAGAAGAAGUUUGCGAGCUCGUGUUGGUCCAAUCACCGGACAGUGGUUGCAGUGAUGUCAGCAAAGAGGCUUAUUUACGUAACGCCGCUAAGAUCAGUUUAACGGCGAACGACGGAAUCGUCUCUCACGAGACACGUAUCGUUAACCCACUCGGUUUCAUGGUUAAGACCCCGUUAGCUGAUUGUCCCGCUGCUUUCAAGGAACUCGGUAUUGUCCCUGACGUCAUUUUCUAAGCGAAUAAACAAAAUAUAUGACGUGAGAGAUUUUUAUUUUGUAUUUGCUUCAUCUUCAAGGGGUUUUCACCAAGUUUAACGAUUAUUUAUUAUUAUGAAUUAAUAUCCUCCUGAUUUGUUGAUGUUAAUUUCUCGAUUUUUGUUUUGUUUAAUUUGAAUGGUACCUUGUU